Molecule: messenger RNA, 2404 nt
Organism: Linum trigynum
Lineage: Eukaryota; Viridiplantae; Streptophyta; Magnoliopsida; Malpighiales; Linaceae
Source: the annotation of a GenBank genome assembly
CACCCAACCAGUCUGGGCCCGCUUUUAAUUUAUGUAGGCCGGACUAAGGAAUUCCUCGACCCAAUAAUAGCAUGGAAUCAUUGGAAGGCCCGAAGAAGGGUCCAUGGAAUCAUUUUUCUGAAUAUUCUGACCCGAAACGGCGCCGUGUAGUCGUACGGUAAACCAUACACGCGGACACUAGGUUUAUAUCGUUAAAAGUUGGUCGCCGCAAAGGCCGAAUCCCAAAAAACGUUCAACUCUAUUCACUCAGCACCAACCGGCGUCCCUCCCUCCCUUUCCCUCCGCCGCUCAACCGAACAAAUUUGUCUUCUCGUUUACAAGUUCCCCAUCAGCAGCGGAAUAAGCCAAAGCUUCCUUCCGGCGGAAAAUAUUGAGCCAUGUUGGUGAAAGUCAAAUCGGAGGGCAACUUGGAAGCAGCAGCAGCUCCUGGAGCUGCAAUCGGCGGGCAAAAGAGUAUCAGCAGCCGCAUUCCAGAGGAAGUAGUGGUAGAUGAGAAGAAGCCUUCAACUUCUAAAACGGGCAUUGUGAUUGCUGAUGAUCCAGAUGGAGUUCUUGUCGACGUCGUGACUUUUGCCGCCAUUUCUGCUGCUCCUGCUCCCCCGCCGCCAAACAAGGCUGCGGCGGCGGCUGAUUUGGACGCCACGGAGCACUCAAGUUCGUUCGAGGAAACGCUCUCCGACACGGAUAAAUGCAACAGCGAGGGGGAAGUGGAGUCGGAAUUUUUUGGCGAUGGCGAUAUUGCUUCUCCGUUCGAUGCUUUCAGUAGCUUGUUCUACUCCAGGAAGAAAAAGGUAUCUAAUCACUGGAGGAACUUCAUACGGCCCCUCAUGUGGCGUUGCAAGUGGGCAGAGCUCAAAAUCAAGGAGAUUGAGUCUCAACAGAUGAAGUAUUCUGGGGAACUCGCAGCCUAUGAACAGAGAAAACAAUCUGGAGUCUAUCAGUCAAUUCCUGUAGGGUUCUGUACAAAAUCUCUGCCAUUUUUGAAUGCAUGUAACAGAAGAAAGUCGAAGAAGAGGCGAAAGAGAAAGAGAGUCGAGGACUCAAUGGAUAUAUCAUCAUCGUCGUCUUUCUUUCCUGAUCAUCCGAUUUUUUCUUACUUUGAAAGCAAGAGGGCUACUGCAGAUGGAGCUGCUAUGGUUGAUGACUUUGAUCCUAUUGCAUCGACAGACGCACCACGUACCGACACCAAAGACGAAUUCGUGGACACCAGCGUCGAGCUGCCAUUUGCAUUUGGAGACUCCGACGCCUAUGUGGAGAACAUCCUGCUGAAAAUCGAAUCGGUGCACUCUCACGUCCACAAGUUGAAGGACCAGCUCGAUUCAGUGAUAACGAACAAUGCCGGCAAGUUCUCUUCAUGGGACAACCUCUGCCUUCUAGCGUCUUGUGGCGGCGAAGGGCAGACGAGCUCAGCUCCAAGCCCCGUGUUAUCGGUUGGGUUCGAUGGCGAGACGAUGUCUCCCUGUGGUGGUAGGUAUACGGCGGGAACUCAGCCUGGGUACGAUAUGAGCGAACUGGUUCUGCCUGGUAGUGCAGUGUCGAGUUUCGGAGAGGCUGUCCAUGUUCCUGAUAUUAUUGAGAGCACGGUGGGGAUGCUGGCUGAUGCUGAAGUGACGUUCCAUGAGCCGCAGAUGGACCAUCCCUGUGAAGAUGUGCUGGAAAACGUCGUGAUAAAAAAUGAAGCAGCGGAUAACACAGAUGCUUUCAUGGGGAGGACGAUGAUGACGACAAGUUGUAAAGUGAAAGAAGAGGAGGAGCAUGAUCAUGGCAGCGAAGCGAUGGAGAAAGGCGACAAACCAGCAGCGGAAGAGGAAGAAAAGAUCACUAAUGGUCGUCAAGUUUUAAUUACCACCUCCAAGACCGAGGAAUUGGCAACAAGAGGGGAAUCGGCGGCGGCGGCGACUCUGAAAUCGUGCUUGGCGUUAGAUGUGCAAAUCCCUAGGAACAAGAGGAAGCGAGGGGAGCGGAAAGCUGGGCCUGGAACUGGCGGGUGGAACAAGAAAUCCUCAGGUGAUGAUGAUGCUCCCCAUAAUUAACUACUGUUUAAGCUCUAGUUCAUCCAUGUCCUUCCUCGAUGAAUACUUUGUUAUCAAGAACGUCGUCAUGGUUUUCUUUUCACACAGUUGUUAAAUCAUGGUUAUGCUAUAGUUUCCCGCCUUUUUUUUCUUUUGUCCUCUUGUAUUCCUGAGAUCAUGGUGGUUUUGAGCCGCCGAAACUUUUACUGCCCCGGGCGGAGAAAUCGAUAGAAUAGAACUGAAUUGCCGCCGGAUGCUUGUGGCGGUAGGAUCCCGACAUCUGCCUAACCUAACAGACGCUGGGAAGGGAAAAAUAAAAAAUGGCGAUUGGGCUGGCAUAACUUACGUGGUGAUUAUGGGCCUGGCUCGAAUAAUAAAUCAAACUAAUUUGU